AUGUCCUUCCGUCUCACCCCCAGCAUGAGCACCCUCUCCCUCAGCCUCCCCCACCCCCUCCACCGCCGCCCCGGCGCCCAAUCCCCGGGCCCCUCCCCGCGCUCCCCGCGCGCCCCGCACUCCCACCUCACAGCGCCCCGGCGCCUCAUGCGCAAGCUGCGCUCCUACGUCACGCCGCGCAAGCUGCAGCGGCGCUACCUCGAGAAGCGGCUCUACGGCGACUCCUACGACUUUGAGAGCAGCGCCGACGACGACGACGACGAGAACGACGACGGCUUCGUCGUUGUCGCGGUGCCGAGGUGGACGGGCAGUCUGAGGGUCAGGGGCGAGAAGAGGGCGGGCGUGGCGGCGUGGGAGGUGGAGUCGAGGAGUAGGAUGGUUUAG
Morchella sextelata is the source of this 384-nucleotide messenger RNA. RefSeq lists its product as uncharacterized. The record is from RefSeq and is a predicted model, not a curated record. Bases 1 to 384 code for a protein of 127 amino acids. NCBI's taxonomy places the organism in Eukaryota, Fungi, Ascomycota, Pezizomycetes, Pezizales, Morchellaceae. The transcript has a single exon.